Arabis nemorensis is the source of this 231-nucleotide messenger RNA. Lineage: Eukaryota; Viridiplantae; Streptophyta; Magnoliopsida; Brassicales; Brassicaceae. The record is from the annotation of a GenBank genome assembly.
AUGGGAAGAGAGAAGAGCCCUGGCUUGAAGAUCCUCUGGGUCUGGACUCUCGGCACUGCUGCUAUAUUGGUGGCAAGUGUUGUCCGCACAAGAAUGCAGGACAUGGAAUCGAUGAUGAACCAGGAGCAAGCACCGAAACAAAACCAGAACAGAAGUGCAGGUGAUUCUGUCUUAACGGACCAACCAGUUCUGCCCGAGUCAGAACGAGAGAUUGCCAAAGAACUUAAAUGA